This is a messenger RNA of Phyllostomus hastatus (greater spear-nosed bat), 1531 nucleotides long. It is a transcript of the gene PPCDC, whose product is annotated as phosphopantothenoylcysteine decarboxylase. The transcript has 7 exons. Bases 348 to 998 code for a protein of 216 amino acids. Gene Ontology annotation, cellular component: phosphopantothenoylcysteine decarboxylase complex. The record is from RefSeq and is a predicted model, not a curated record. Lineage: Eukaryota; Metazoa; Chordata; Mammalia; Chiroptera; Phyllostomidae. Gene Ontology annotation, molecular function: FMN binding; phosphopantothenoylcysteine decarboxylase activity. Gene Ontology annotation, biological process: coenzyme A biosynthetic process.
CCCUUGGUGAGGUUGAGGAGUCCAAGGGGACUUGGAGCUUGAGGGGUUGGAGGCUGGGUCCUCGUGGCGGAGCGGGAGGGAGACCGGAAAAGCUUCCCUUGUCACUGGUCUACUUUGGUGUCCCCUCUCCUGCUGACUCUGCCAUUUUGAGUGCAUCUUCUGGGACCCUCUAGUAGAGAAAGCCAUUACCAUUGUCUUUCCUGCAUUGACUCAGAAGGUUUCUUCUAGAAGAAGUUUCAGAGUUCAGCUAGUCCUACCUCUGCGUUUUCAGAUGGAGAGACCGGUCCAGAGAGGGAAGUACCCUGGGCCAAGGACACAUACCAGAUUCUAAAUCCUGACAGAGCAUUAUGGAGCCCAGUUCUGGCAGGCUUCCAGGACUGGAAGCCACCAGACCCCACCUGGAACCAAGGGCGUCACCCUUGGCAGAGAGACGACUCCAUGUUCUUGUGGGUGUCACGGGGAGUGUCGCAGCCCUGAAGUUGCCUCUCCUGGUGUCAAGGCUUUUGGACAUUCCUGGCCUGGAAGUGGCAGUGGUUACAACUGAGAGAGCCAAACAUUUCUACAGCCCCCAGGACAUUCCUGUUACCCUCUACAGCGACGCAGAUGAAUGGGAGAUGUGGAAGCACCGAUCUGACCCAGUUCUCCACAUUGACCUGCGGAGGUGGGCGGAUCUUUUGCUGGUGGCUCCUCUUGAUGCCAACACUCUGGGGAAGGUGGCCAGUGGCAUCUGUGACAAUUUGCUUACCUGUGUCAUCCGGGCCUGGGACCGCAGCAAGCCCCUGCUCUUCUGCCCGGCGAUGAACACCGCCAUGUGGGAGCACCCGAUCACUGCGCAGCAGGUGGGUCAGCUCCAGGCCUUCGGCUACAUCGAGAUACCCUGUGUGGCUAAGAAGCUGGUGUGUGGCGACCAAGGUCUGGGGGCCAUGGCUGAGGUGGGCACCAUUGUGGACAAAGUGAAGGAAGUCCUCUCCCAGCAUGCCGACUUCCAGCAGAGCUGAACGGAGGAUCUCUGCUCUGUGUCCCCGUGUGUCCCCAGUAUGUUUUCAGGCCGAGUCAGUGAAGGUGGGCAUUGGCCAAGUAUGGUGGAAAUUCUCCUUUGCUGAAUAGGGACCUGGCCUGGGCCUGCUCCGCAGUCUCCAAGGGUCUGACUUGCCCCAGGCUAAAUUGGACCAAGAGCCCAGGACUCAACUUCUUUCAACCAAGAGACAUCAGCUAUCUGGAGCUCCUCCUCACCUUUUCCUGGGAUGAGCCCAGCAAGCCAGAGGAGCAAGCUGCCAUAUUGUCCCUGUGCCUCUGGAAGGGGCCUGAGGAGCACUGACCAACUUUGAUUCUACACCAUGCCUAGAAACUGCCUUUGGAAACUGCCUCAGCUGGAGAUCCCCAGGGUGGUGGGUCCCUGCCAGGCCUUUGGAGCUCCAGCUGCCACGUAGAAUCAGGAAGACCUGCAAGUUGGCAAGACCCUGAGAUUUCUCACUGACCAUGCUGUGAGAUGUGGGUACUGGGAAAUAAAGUAAAGUGGCCUUUUGGGAAA